ACUCGGCAGAUGAAUGGCUCUGACGAAAAGUCAAGCCUAGAGCAUUGAGCCUACAGUUUCGAUGUUUCGCAACACCGCAUAACGCGUCAACGUUUGCCCGCAAAGCGCGCGCGUUUUGACGGUUCGAAAUUCGAAUUGAUUUUUUUUUAAUCGAUACGAUUUUACGUCGAACAAUUUUAGCGGAUAUUUAAAAAAAUUAUGAUGUGUAAAGUUUAAUAAAUAACGGUAUAUUUUUAGUGAGUGUCCUUUCCUUGGAUAUUAUUUUCUUUGUGGCACCAAUAUGUCGAACACGCCAACGAUGACAUUACACAGUGACACUGACUCCACAAGCUGCAGCACCAGUGAGUCAGUCGAGAGGAACUCACUAAACAGCCUCUUAGAAGGCAAGGAGACGAGCUUCGUCGGCGACUGCGCGAACGACUGCGCUGGCAAUCAGUGCUCCAUGACCUGCUCCGACGACCCGAGCCAGUUGAAGAGACGCAAGUGCAUAUGCUUUAAUUCGAUUGGGCAGUCGGUUUGGGGAGUGAUACUGAUCAUAGCCUCAAUAAGUGGCUUCAUAUUUCCACCGCUGGACGUGAUGCUGUGGGAGAAACUUAAUAUGAGACCAGGUUUCCCGCCCUAUGACUGGUGGGCAGAUCCCCCAGACGAGGUGAAGAUGCGAGCGUACGUUUUCAACGUGACCAACCACGAGCGGUUCCUACAGGGUCUGGACUCUAAGAUGCAUGUUGAAGAAAUCGGGCCGAUUGUUUAUUUGGAAAAGCUCAAGCACUACAACAUGAAAUUCAACGAGAACAGUACACUCACGUACACGGCAGAGCGGUUCCUCAUCUACUUGCCGGACGACAACACCAUCGACCUGAACCAGACUCUCAUCGUACCUAACUUGGCCCUAUUGGGCAUGUCCUCAUAUCUCCACAAAGCGAACUACUUCGUCCGGUCCGGCCUCAAGUUCCUAGUAAAGACGCAUGGGAGCGAGUUCUUCGUGAAGAAGACCAUACACGAAUACCUCUGGCACAAUACAGAGACGCUCUUGGAGACCUCGCAACACCUGGCGCCUGGUCUCGUGCCAAGUACUAAUAUGGGCAUGCUUAGUCGAGUCUAUGCUGAUUUUAUUGAUGAGAUAACUGUCAAAAUUGGUCCACAAUGGGGCCACCACAAUUUUUUCAAAAUCGAUAAAGUACGGGGAUUGUCACAAAUCGCUGGAUAUGACCCAGAAAUAUGUCCAGACCGCCUCACGGGAUCUACGGAGGGUGUGAUGUACCACCAACAUCUGUCGAAAGACGAUAUUUUGUAUUGCUUGAGAAAAACCGUUUGCAAGCCUAUGCCUUUAUACUUCGACAAGGAGGUGACAUUGGAGGGUGUACCGCUGUACAGAUACAAUUUAUCGGAGAACGUCUUCGACAGAGUCAAGAAUGGCACAGACUGCUAUGCCAUGGACGACCCGUUGCCUGACGGAAUCAGUGACGCUUCUAAAUGCUUCUACGAUUUCCCCAUGGUAGCGUCCUACCCUCACUUUUACACUGGUUCGCCACCUAAGGACACAUUCGUAACUGGACUAAAGCCGGACAAGAACAAACACAACUCUUACGUUGUGGUUGAACCGAUGACCGGCAUACCUUUCAGAGCUGUGGCGAGGAUGCAGUGCAACCUGCGCGUCAACAAUCUAACUGCAUUCUUCUCGCCAGAAUAUCUCAAAUUUUCCAACAUAGUCGUGCCCAUCGGGUGGAUAGAAUACAAUCAAGAAGGUCUCCCAACGCACGUCCGCUACACCAUAUACUUCAUGGUGAACGUGCUGCCACCGCUAUCAAUCAUAUUCUUCGUCGCCACCACGAUAUUAGGGUUCUAUCUCAUUAUGAAACAGCUAUUCUCGCACGAAAUGAAAAGGUACAUUCUGCCCUCCAUAUUGAAUUUCAAAAAACAAAAAACUUCCAAUUUAAUUAAUAAUGGCGUAUUAGCGUACGAAAAAGAAAACUUUUUGAAAAACGACUGUAAAAGUUAGUGAUUGUACCUAUACCUAUUUUAAAUAGGUAUUUAAAAAAUCAAGACAAGAGCUGUUUAGGUAGAGAGACAUAUUUUGGUUAAAAAAAAAACAGUUAAAAUAACUGCAAGUAAAAAGCGUUACUGGAUUUUAUCAAGUACUUGAUAAGGACUGGGACAUUUGCUUUAUUAUUAGCAAUAGAUGCACCCCUUGAUUGAGAUGGCUCGUGAGAUAGGGUGCGGGUUGCGGGAAGGUGAAGUGACGUUGAAUUCCUUGAUUUUUAACCGACUUCGAAAAAAGGAGUUGGAAUAUUUCCUUUUUUUAUGUAUGUUACCCGAUUACUCUAAGACGCCUGAACCGAUUUGGAAUUUUUUUUGUUUGUCCUUUCAAAAAAAAUCUUGGAUGUAUAAAAUCGAAGAAAAAUCUUGGUUGUAUGAAGUCGGGUGAGUUUCACACUUGGAUUUCUAGUUUCUUUUAUUAUACUCGCUCGACUCGACAUUACACGUGUAGAAAAAAAAAUAUUUUUCACUCUUAGUGUUUGUGGUUUUUGAAGUCGGUUUUAAUUUUCUUUUGAAAUUUUUUUUACGCCAUCAGUCACCUCCAUCCACGCGUUCUAUACAUUCCUAUCUCACGAGCUCAGUAUAGUGGUAAGGUAGCGUAUGAAGGCUAACUAACUUUCAAAUUCCAAGGCAAACUUGGACGUCCAACGAAGCGUGUGUAUAGGCACCAUUACAAUUACCAAAAAGUUUGCCUACUGCAAUUUUCAUUUGUUUUUCUAUUGAUUUCUAUUACCUUUUUAUUUUAUUUUUAUGUAUACGAGUAAUUUGUAAUGUUCAGUGUAAGUACCUAUAUUUACUACGUGGUGGACAUGACAAUAAUUUAAAUUGUAAUAAUAACAUUAAGUAGGAUAAAUAAAAAUAGAUAAUGUAAAAAAUAAAAUGUUGCGAAGACUGAAACUAAUCGAAUCACAUCAAAGAAAUUUUUAUAAGUACAUAAUAGGUAUUAAUAUAUAGGGUAAAUGUACCAAAUCCCGGUAGGAACAAAUAUUUACGGUGUAAUAGUAAGGCUAAGAAUCUAAAAAUGUUACCUAACCAACAAUCUAGAGUCUAGAGCAAGCUAAAAGAUUUUUCUUACUUCACUGCUGGAAUCCUCUGUAUGUUUUCACGACGUCCCACAGCGGUAAUAGUAGUUUAACGCUGUGGUUUUCUAAGCGGGAGGUCCCGGGUUCGAUUCCUGGCUAGGGAAAUUUCUAAAUUGUCUCUGGUCCGGACUGGUGGGAGGCUUCUGUCGUGGCAAGAGCCUUGCCGUCAAGCGAUUUAGCGUUCCAGUACGACAAUGCCAUGAAGAAACCGAUAAGAAGUAUGGAUUUAAUAUUUCUGCCAUAACAUACCUACUCGUACUUUAGCCCGCUUCCAUGCAUCGUCAUUCAUCACUUACCACCAGAUGCGACUGCAGUCAAGGGCUAACUUGUAAGGAAAUUAAAAAAAUCAGCAGUGUAUGUUUGUUGGUUAAUCGAUUCCCACACUUGCCAAACCGCAUUCUGGAUUUUGAUGAAGUCUCGUCGUCUUCGUCUCAGCGUUCCGCAUGCAGGUAGGUAUGGCAAACAAAAAAAUU
Maniola jurtina (meadow brown) is the source of this 3592-nucleotide messenger RNA. Its product is annotated as lysosome membrane protein 2-like. Bases 281 to 1999 code for a protein of 572 amino acids. The transcript is spliced from 12 exons. The record is from RefSeq and is a predicted model, not a curated record. Gene Ontology annotation, cellular component: cytoplasm; membrane. Lineage: Eukaryota; Metazoa; Arthropoda; Insecta; Lepidoptera; Nymphalidae. Gene Ontology annotation, molecular function: scavenger receptor activity.